Messenger RNA from Ochotona curzoniae (black-lipped pika), 2268 nucleotides. RefSeq names its product chaperonin containing TCP1 subunit 7 (gene CCT7). NCBI's taxonomy places the organism in Eukaryota, Metazoa, Chordata, Mammalia, Lagomorpha, Ochotonidae. The coding region runs from base 488 to 2119 and encodes 543 amino acids. The record is from RefSeq and is a predicted model, not a curated record. The transcript has 12 exons. Gene Ontology annotation, cellular component: chaperonin-containing T-complex. Gene Ontology annotation, molecular function: ATP binding; ATP hydrolysis activity; ATP-dependent protein folding chaperone. Gene Ontology annotation, biological process: protein refolding.
CCUCGCUUAGCUCCAGUUCCCUUGUCUGUAACACAGGCACCUCAGCAGCACCCGUUGUGAAGGGGAAACGAGAUCACUCUCGAGACGUGCUUGUAGCUUAAGCCUGGCCCACAGUCGGCGGCCAUUAAACGUGUGGAGAGCAUUCCUUGGUCUGGCGUUCGGGGUCGGAGAGGAUUAAAUCAGAGUGAGCAGGUGACCCGGGCCGAGCAGGGACUCCACUAAGGCCGACUGAAAAGGAGCCACCCUCCGAUUGCUAACGCUGCUCGCUAGAGCGCCCCGCGAGCCCGGCUGCCUUUCUAGCCACGGCGACUCUGUGGUAGCGAAUCAGCGAGUGGCGGAAGCGGCCCGCCCCCUUCCUCCCGGUCCAACGGCCUGGCGAAGCUUCUGGGAAGUUCUCUGACGCGAGGCAUUGUGGGCUUGCUGGGCGGCCCGGACGCAGAGGAGAGAGGAGGAGGAGGCGUAGCGGGCUACUGAAUAAGCUUUCAAGAUGAUGCCAACACCAGUUAUCCUGUUGAAAGAGGGGACUGAUAGCUCUCAAGGCAUCCCCCAGCUUGUGAGUAACAUCAGUGCCUGCCAGGUGAUCGCCGAGGCUGUACGAACCACAUUGGGUCCUCGUGGCAUGGAUAAACUUAUUGUGGAUGGCCGAGGCAAAGCUACAAUUUCCAACGAUGGGGCCACAAUCCUGAAGCUCCUUGAUGUCGUUCAUCCUGCAGCAAAGACUUUGGUGGACAUUGCAAAAUCUCAAGAUGCUGAGGUUGGCGAUGGCACCACCUCAGUGACGCUGCUGGCUGCAGAGUUUCUAAAGCAGGUGAAACCAUAUGUGGAGGAAGGUUUGCACCCCCAGAUCAUCAUCCAAGCUUUCCGCACAGCCACCCAGUUGGCCAUUAACAAGAUCAAAGAGAUUGCUGUGACUGUGAAGAAGCAAGAUAAAGUGGAGCAGAGGAAGCUGCUGGAAAAAUGUGCCAUGACAGCCCUGAGUUCCAAGCUGAUCUCUCAGCAGAAAGCCUUCUUUGCUAAGAUGGUAGUUGAUGCGGUGAUGAUGCUCGAUGACUUAUUGCAGCUUAAAAUGAUUGGAAUCAAGAAGGUCCAAGGUGGAGCCUUAGAGGAGUCUCAGCUGGUGGCUGGUGUUGCAUUCAAGAAAACGUUCUCUUACGCUGGUUUUGAAAUGCAACCUAAAAAGUACAAUAAUCCCAUGAUUGCCCUUUUAAAUGUAGAACUUGAGCUGAAAGCCGAGAAGGAUAAUGCUGAAAUCAGAGUCCACACAGUUGAGGAUUAUCAGGCAAUUGUUGACGCAGAGUGGAACAUUCUCUAUGACAAGUUAGAGAAGAUCCAUCAAUCAGGAGCCAAAGUCAUCCUAUCCAAACUCCCCAUUGGAGAUGUGGCCACCCAGUACUUUGCAGACAGGGACAUGUUCUGUGCCGGCCGGGUGCCUGAGGAGGAUCUAAAGAGGACGAUGAUGGCCUGCGGAGGCUCCAUCCAGACCAGCGUGAAUGCUCUGACACCAGACGUGUUGGGCCGCUGCCAAGUGUUCGAAGAAACCCAGAUUGGAGGCGAGAGGUACAAUUUCUUCACUGGUUGCCCCAAGGCCAAGACGUGUACCUUCAUCCUCCGUGGUGGUGCUGAGCAGUUUAUGGAGGAAACAGAGCGGUCCCUGCAUGACGCCAUCAUGAUUGUCAGGAGGGCCAUCAAGAACGAUUCAGUAGUGGCUGGUGGAGGAGCCAUUGAGAUGGAGCUUUCCAAAUACCUGCGGGAUUACUCAAGGACUAUUCCAGGGAAACAGCAGCUGCUGAUUGGGGCAUAUGCCAAGGCCUUGGAGAUUAUCCCACGCCAGCUGUGUGACAAUGCUGGUUUCGAUGCCACAAACAUCCUCAACAAGUUGAGGGCACGGCAUGCCCAGGGUGGCACAUGGUACGGGGUGGACAUCAACAACGAGGAUAUUGCUGACAACUUUGAGGCCUUUGUGUGGGAGCCGGCUAUGGUGCGCAUCAAUGCCCUGACAGCAGCUUCAGAGGCUGCUUGCCUUAUCGUGUCCGUAGAUGAAACCAUCAAGAAUCCCCGCUCAACUGUGGAUAAUCCCCCAGCAGCAGGCCGUGGUCGUGGCCGUGGCCGUCCCCAUUGAGAGACACCCUCUCAUCUGGCUGGCAACUGGGUACAUUUGCUGUCCCUAGCUUGGUUAGUUGCUGUGAGAAGGAAGGGAUAGUAAUUGACCCAUUCGGUUCUCACUGGAGGGUAUUUAAAUAAAACUUAACAUUUAGAGCUAACUGUAAA